Oncorhynchus masou masou (cherry salmon) is the source of this 2217-nucleotide messenger RNA. RefSeq names its product probable E3 ubiquitin-protein ligase HERC1. The record is from RefSeq and is a predicted model, not a curated record. NCBI's taxonomy places the organism in Eukaryota, Metazoa, Chordata, Actinopteri, Salmoniformes, Salmonidae. The transcript is spliced from 10 exons. The coding region runs from base 1 to 1356 and encodes 451 amino acids. Gene Ontology annotation, molecular function: ubiquitin-protein transferase activity.
AUGUCAGACAGAUCUCUGCUGGUCGCUGUCACAGCUCAGCCUGGACCACCCUCACCCUCUGUCAAAGCCUCAGGUAAAACACAGCUCCAGCCUGGACCUCACCCUCACCCUCUGUCAAAGCCUCAGGUAAACACACAGCUCAGCCUGGACCUCACCCUGUCAAAGCCUCAGGUAAACACACAGCUCAGCCUGGACCACCCUCACCCUCUGUUAAAGCCUCAGGUAAACACACAGCUCAGCCUGGACCUCACCCUCACCCUGUCAAAGCCUCAGGUAAACACACAGCUCAGCCUGGACCACACCCUCCCCACCCCUGUCAAAGCCUCAGGUAAACACACAGCUCAGCCUGGACCUCACCCUCUGUCAAAGCCUCAGGUAAACACACAGCUCAGCCUGGACCACACCCUCUGUCAAAGCCUCAGGUGCCUCAGCCCAACCUGCAGCUGGAGUCUACCCCUCCCCAGUACAACGCUCCUGAGAAAGACUGCAGCCCUGGCGUCCUCAACACCCCGCCUCCGGGUGCUCUACCACUUCUCUGACCUCAUGUACAAGUCCUGGAGGCUACUCAACCUCCACCCCAGGAGACAGGUGUCUUCAUCUCGCUACAGCUCAGGGACAGCGGCCAUCGUCCAGGGCCAGCUGAGAGGCCUCCUGUCCCCCAAGGUCAACACCCUACCCCUGGUCAGAUCAAUAGGGAGGACCAUGACCCAGGGCAAGACCUAUGGACCCCAGAUCACUGUCAAGAGGAUCUCAACCAGGGGGCGCUCCAGCAAGCCCAUCUUUGUGCAGAUCGCCAAGCAGGUGGUCUCUCUGAACCCCCUGGAGCUGAGGCUGCCCUCCAGGGCCUGGAAGGUCAAGCUGGUGGGGGAGGGGGCUGACGACGCAGGGGGCGUGUUUGAUGAUACCAUCACGGAGAUGUGUCAGGAGUUGCAGUCUGGUGUGGUUGAUCUGCUCAUUCACACCCCCAACAGCUCUACUGACGUGGGAAGUAACACCGACAGGUUCCUGCUGAACCCAGCGGCAGUCUCUGAAGACCACAUGGUCCAGUUCCGUUUCCUAGGCAUCCUGAUGGCGGUGGCCAUCCGUACCAAGAAGCCCCUGGACCUGCACCUGGCCCCCUGGGUUUGGAAGCAGCUGUGUUGUAUUCCCCUGGGUGGGCCGGACCUGGAGGAGGUGGACCUGCUUACCUACCGCUCCCUGCACGGCAUCCGGCACCUGGACAACAGCGGCAUCACAGAGGACAACUUCCACGUGAUGAUUCCCCUGGACUCGUUCAUGGCCCACAGUGCAGAUGGGAAGCUGGUGCCGGUGGUCCCUGGGGGACACAACAUCUCUCACCUUCUCCAACAAGAGUGACUACGUAGAGAGGACUCUGGACUACCGUCUGCACGAGAUGGACAGACAGGUAGCAGCGGUGAGAGAGGGGAUGUCCUCCAUCAUCCCGGUGCCUCUCCUCUCCCUUCUCACGGCGCGCCAGCUAGAACAGCUGGUCUGCGGUCUGCCCGAGGUCUCCGUGGAGAUGCUCAAGAAAGUAGUCCGAUACCGCGACAUCACAGACAGUCACCAGCUGAUUGGCUGGCUGUGGCAGAGUCUGGAGGAGUUUGCCAAUGAGGAGCGGGUUCUAUUCCUGCGCUUCGUGUCCGGAAGGUCCAGACUGCCCUCCAACCCCGCUGACAUCACUCAGAAGUUCCAGAUCAUCAAGGUUGACAGGGUAAGUACUCAGUUUUUAUUUCAGUUUGAGUGACAUUAAUCCCUAGCCUGGUCCCAGAUCCAGGGGUGCUGUCUCGCCAAUGACCAUAAGAGUUGGCAAGAUGAUACGAACAGAUCUGGGACCAGGCUAAUUAAUCAAGCUAGUUGUGUUGUAUAUAAAACAUACAAUAUUUGGGUCAUCUGUGUACUCCACUCUCAGCAGUUUUUUCACUACUUAAUAAAAGGUCAAAAAUAACCCUCAUUCCCUGUGAACCCCUCUUCCCUCUUCUCCUUCACUGUGAACCCCUCUUCUCCUUCACUGUGAACCCCUCUUCUCCUUCACUGUGAACCCCUCUUCUCCUUCACUGUGAACCCCUCUUCUCCUUCACUGUGAACCCCUCUUCUCCUUCCCUGUGAACCCCUCUCCUCCUUCCCUGUGAACCCCUCUUCUCCUUCACUGUGAACCCCUCUUCUCCUUCACUGUGAACCCCUCUUCUCCUUCCCUGUGAACCCCUCUCCUCCUUCCCU